GAUACCACACCACGCUGAUACCAAAGUGUGGACCACCUGGUCAGGACACAAGCUGAUACCAAAGUGUGGACUAUCUGGACAGGACACAAGCUGAUACCACACCACGCUGAUACUAAAGUGUGGACUAUCUGGACAGGACACAAGCUGAUACCAAAGUGUGGACCACCUGGACAGGACACAAGCUGGUACCCAAAUGUGGACUCUCUGGACUGGACACAAGCUGAUACCACACCACGCUGAUACCAAAGUGUGGACCACCUGGACAGGACACCACGCUGAUACCAAAGUGUGGACCACCUGGACAGGACACAAGCUGAUACCAAAGUGUGGACUAUCUGGACAGGACACAAGCUGAUACCACACCACGCUGAUACUAAAGUGUGGACUCUCUGGACUGGACACAAGCUGAUACCACACCACGCUGAUACCAAAGUGUGGACCACCUGGACAGGACACCACGCUGAUACCAAAGUGUGGACCACCUGGACAGGACACAAGCUGAUACCAAAGUGUGGACUAUCUGGACAGGACACAAGCUGAUACCACACCAUGCUGAUACUAAAGUGUGGACUAUCUGGACAGGACACAAGCUGAUACCAAAGUGUGGACCAUCUGGACAGGACACAGCUGAUACCACACCACGCUGAUACCAAAGUGUGGACUAUGUGGACAGGACACAAGCUGAUACCACACCAUGCUGAUACUUAAGUGUGGACUGUCUGGACAGGACACAAACUGAUACCACACCAUGCUGAUACUUAAGUGUGGACUAUCUGGACAGGACACAAGCUGAUACCAAAAUGUGGACUCUCUGGACAGGACACAAGCUGAUACCACACCACGCUGAUCCCAGACUGUGCUCUAUCUGGAGAGGACACAAGCUGAUACCUCACCACGCUGAUACCAAAGUGUGGAAUAUCUGGACAGGACACAAGCUGAUACCACAUUACGCUGAUACCAAAGUGUGGACUAUCUGGACAGGGGACAAAUUGAUACCACACUACACUGAUACCAAACUGUGGACCAUCUGGACAGGACACAAGCUGAUACACACCACGCUGCUACUAAAGUGUGGACUAUCUGGACAGGAGACAAGUUGAUACCACACUACGCUGAUACUAAAGUGUGGACUAUCUGGACAGGACACAAGCUGAUACCAAAGUGUGGACCAUCUGGACAGGACACAAGCGGCUAAUCCUGCUUGUCUGCUUUGCUAAUACAAACAUUAAGUGGCUGCACUUCAUCAAUAUCAUCGAUUAGGCCUGAAUGAUUUGUUGCCAGAGGGUGAUCGAUCGUGGCCACUUCUUCCUGCGAGACAGCAUGGAGGGCGAUAUCAGGGUGGCAUUUGAUAUCAGGGUGGCAUUUGGAAGAUGUGUGGGAUUUCUUAUGUCAGGAACACAACUUUUACUCAAACACAAGCUGGCCUUCCUCAAUAUCACUCACCUGUACUUUUCAUGCAGGGGAUGACACACACACACACACACACACACACACACACACACACACACACACACACACACACACACACGCACGCACACAGAGAGGGACAGUAUAAAAGGAGCAUCCUUCCCAGUCGGCAUAGAAGUCUCCAUCCUCACACACUCCCUUCAACGCAACAACCAUCUUCUCUCAAGAUGUCCGCAGGGCUGAGUGUGUGUGUGGUGCUGGUUGUCUUAUGUUCAAGCUCUUUGGGGCUGCCCUUCUCCUCUCAUGGCCAAGACCAGGACCAACGUUCCCCUUCUCGAGAAGCACUCUUGGAAGGCCACACCUUGGAGGAGGCUCACCUGCGACACGGCCGCUCUGCCCCCCAGGAGGAUGCCGAGUCUCGGGCUAACCUCAGCCAGCUCCUGGCAAGACUCAUCUCCUCCAGGAAAGGUUCGGUGCGUAGAAACUCAUCCAGCAGCAGAGGCGGCGGCGUGAGCAUCGCCAACCAGCGGCGAGCAGACGGGGGCGACUACUUGGGCUGGAUGGACUUCGGCAAGCGCAGUGCAGAAGAGUACGAGUACUCCUCCUAAAAACUACACUGUGCCCUUCUCAAGACUAAAGUAUUUAUGAGGAGUUUGGCUUGUACUUUUGUUUUUUUUUUAAUGUACCGUCAAAUGCAAUAUGAAUAAUACGCCAAUUUUUUGGGUCACUCUGUCACCAACUUGUGGUUUGGAGUGGAAAAGAGAAAUGUGGUGGCAGGGUACUUAUAGACGAAUAAAACAUGAAAAUGUCAACAAA
Molecule: messenger RNA, 2223 nt
Organism: Nerophis ophidion (straightnose pipefish)
Lineage: Eukaryota; Metazoa; Chordata; Actinopteri; Syngnathiformes; Syngnathidae
Product: cholecystokinin-like
Exons: 4
Coding region: 1371-2015 (214 amino acids)
Biological process (GO): digestion
Cellular component (GO): extracellular region; axon
Molecular function (GO): neuropeptide hormone activity
Source: RefSeq, a predicted model, not a curated record